AUGGCAUAUCUCACCAACUCUCCGGGCCACCAGCCCCUAAACCAAGACGACAGUGCUGCAUCAAGGCCCAGUGCGCCUCUUGCUGCCCUGAAGAAUCACCGUCGCAACUCUUCACUCACGCUCACUCACCACAACCUUCCCUCGCCAAGCUCAACUGCCUCCUUUCCCCUCCACGAUACAGACGACAGCAGCCCGCCCACGAGGGACAACUGCGAUAGAAGGCGGCCUGAUGAGGACGACUGCUCACGUCUGCCCAACAUGUCACAGCAGCUUGUCGGUCAGGCUGUCACACCUUUCCUGAGGGAACACAUUCCUGGGCUCUACGCACCCAUUGGCAAGCCCAACUUCCCGGCCAACGUCGACUACUCAGCCAGCUCGGCCGAUCCCAACAGCAAAUUCUGCUACCGCCACCGACCUGACUCGAAAUGUCGUCGCGCCGCCGAUGAAUCAAAGAUGGGCGCCAUCCAAAGUCAACUCGAGAGAUUACCACAGGCCGAUCAACAGGCCAUCACCCAUGUCUGGUCCCUCUUCUCUGCUGCUCCGGCAAAACACCGAGAGCUCAUGCUGCAGGGUGUUAUUACGCAGUGUUGCUUUCCCCAGCUGUCCAUGGUGUCGCGCGAACUAUCGGAAUCACUCAAGAUCGACUUCCUGUCCGCCCUCCCGACCGAGAUUUCUCUCAAAGUUCUUCGUUUCCUCGACUGUGUCUCAUUAUGCAAGGCCUCCCAGGUCAGCCACCGUUGGCGGGGUCUGGCCGACGACGAUCUGGUCUGGCAGCACCUCUGCAUGCAACACAUUGAACGCAAGUGCACUGCAUGCGGCUGGGCACUACCAAGGCUGGAGACGAAGAGAUUGAAGGACUGGAAGAAGCAACAUCAGCUCGCCGUUGCGCGCAUUCGGCAAACAGAAGUCGUUGAACUUCCAAACACAGAUACCACUACUGACGCGAAUCGCAUGACUUUGACUACCAGGAAGCGCGGGAACUCCACUUUUGAUAGCACCGAGGUCUCCGGCUCCAAGCGACAGUGUAGUGAACCUAUUCGAAAUUCGGUGGAGCGCCAAUGUCGACCCUGGAAGGAUGUGUACAGGGAUCGUUUUAGGAUCGGCGUCAACUGGAGGUUUGGCCGAUGCUCUAUCAAGACCUUCCGAGGCCAACACACCAAUGGCAUCACUUGUCUGCAGUUCGAUGAUAACAUCCUCGCGACUGGAUCAUACGACUCCACUAUCAAGUUGUGGCAGAUGGAUACCGGCGAAGUCAUCAACACCUUGAGGGGUCAUACCAUGGGCAUCAGAGCGCUCCAGUUCGACGACCGAGUCCUAGUGAGUGGUAGCUUGGACGGGACCGUGAAGAUCUGGAACCGACGAACAGGUGUAUGCAUUAACACUCUUCGACACAACGGAGGUGUCAUCACCGUUCACAUGGAUGGCGACUUACUGGCGUCUGGCUCUAUGGACAAGACCAUCAAGGUCUUCAACUUCAAGACUCAGCAGAUUGUCUGCCUCCGUGGCCACACCGACUGGGUCAACCAGGUAAAGAUUGAUGUCGCAAGCCGCACUCUUUUGUCGGCUUCAGAUGAUUGUACGGUCCGCCUAUGGUGUCUUGACACUCAGCGUUGCCUCAAGGUCUACGAUGGCCAUAUUGGACAAGUUCAACAGGUGAUGGCACUUCCCGAUGACUAUGAAUUCGAGGAAGAGGGCGUCCGUGAAGCCGACAAUGCGUCUGUGGCAAGUAACCGCAGCAGCUCGCCUGCCCUGAAUUCUUCGGAUGCCACUCUUACGCCACCACCCGAUGAGGAAAGAUCGGCAUAUGGUCAAGAGUUUGUCGACGACAGCGGUCGCGCACUUCCUCCACGAUACAUGCUCACGGCCUCAUUGGAUGCGACCUUGAGACUUUGGGACACGGCUUCCGGUCGCUGCUUGAGAACGUUCUUCGGCCACGUCGAAGGAAUCUGGGGAUUAGUUGGAGACUCGCUGCGAUACGUGACUGGCGCCAACGAUGCGACAGUCAAGGUGUGGGAUCCUCGUACCGGAAAGUGUGAGCGUACCUUUACCGGACACGAAGGUCCUGUAACCUGUGUCGGACUUAGCGACUGCAGAAUGGCAAGUGGUGGAGAGGAUGGAGAAGUGCGACUUUACCGGUUCGAUUGCGAUCCCUCCGAGGCCGCCGCGUGCGGAACGCCGGCAUAG
This is a messenger RNA of Pestalotiopsis fici W106-1, 2184 nucleotides long. RefSeq lists its product as uncharacterized. The transcript has a single exon. Gene Ontology annotation, molecular function: protein binding. Lineage: Eukaryota; Fungi; Ascomycota; Sordariomycetes; Amphisphaeriales; Sporocadaceae. The record is from RefSeq and is a predicted model, not a curated record. The coding region runs from base 1 to 2184 and encodes 727 amino acids.